Parastagonospora nodorum SN15 is the source of this 225-nucleotide messenger RNA. RefSeq lists its product as hypothetical. The record is from RefSeq and is a predicted model, not a curated record. The transcript is spliced from 2 exons. The coding region runs from base 1 to 225 and encodes 74 amino acids. Lineage: Eukaryota; Fungi; Ascomycota; Dothideomycetes; Pleosporales; Phaeosphaeriaceae.
AUGCUCGAUGAUCCAUUGUCUUACCCCUCCACACAUGUGGACGAUUCUACUGCAAAUGGGUGUCUCAUCAUGACUAGAGUCGUGCCCAACGGCUAUUCGCGCAACCAAGUUGUGAUCGAAGCGGCGCGCUUGCUAGGCAUGCAGGAUCACGAACGUGUCGUCAAGCUCGUGUUCGCAACGGCUUCGAUCUCAUGGCGACCCGCUGUGGCCCUUCUGCUGCCUUGA